Colletotrichum destructivum is the source of this 1062-nucleotide messenger RNA. RefSeq lists its product as uncharacterized. Lineage: Eukaryota; Fungi; Ascomycota; Sordariomycetes; Glomerellales; Glomerellaceae. The record is from RefSeq and is a predicted model, not a curated record. The coding region runs from base 1 to 1062 and encodes 353 amino acids. The transcript is spliced from 4 exons.
AUGCGCGCUUGGCCAAUUGUCUCCGCACUCUUUGACGACGACGACGCGGCGCUAGCGAACAACGGGGGUCGGUUGUGCCGAUCGGAAGCGACCGGUGAACCGACGAACCGGUCGAUGCAGUACCCCGGAUCCGACAUGACGGGAAUUGCGGGGCGCUCAGAGGCCUGUGUCGGGACCCGGGGCGGGGUUGUGGAUGCCUCACGCACCGCAGCAGUCGAUGAUGAGGGCAUCGUGCGCGGUUGCGAUGUGGAUGUUGUCGAACGGGACGAUCUUGCCCCGUUUCAGACGCGUGAUCUGGGACCGGCAGCAAGCUGCUGGUUGCUCGGUUCGGGUAGAUGUCCGGGGCGGGGCCCAUCCAACCGCCAAUCGCUCGGGGGGCGCGGCUCGGUGUGGGGGUCUCCCGAGCGAGCGUGUGUGCUGUCCGGCGGUGAGCGCCGGGUGUCGAGUUCGAUGGGAGAGCAGAGACGAUCGUCAAGCGAGAUGAUGAUGCACAAGACGUUGAACGAUGGGGACGGAAACACCCCGUGCGUGGGUGAUAAUGCCGUCGUUCAGCUGGGCAGAGGCCAAGGGAACCAACUCAUCGAGCAAGCAAACAUGCCGCGGAGGCAGCCUUACACCAAGGCUAAAGCUCGCAAGAUGGCAGCCAGGAACGCCCCCCGCGAAACGGCCAAGGAUGGAAGCUGGAGGCGUGACGUGACGCCUCGGUCCAGGCCUCUCAAGGGGCCCAGGGCGCCGCGUCGUCUUUCCCCCAUGUCCACUACACACCCUCCCCGGCAUAGCUCGAUCGGGGUCAUUGUCGAUGGUUCGCGGACUGCCAAUGGUGGCCAGCGACAGAGCAGCAUUUCGCGCAUGGCAAAUCAGCCGAACGGGACAGGGAGCGGUACUUUGAGGAACCGCGGGGCGCCGAGCAUAGGCAAUCUGGCCAAGCGAUGGUUUCCUGCAACCGCUGAAAUCUCGUGGCCCCGAGGGAUCCUAUCUGCCCUGUGGUCUCGAGGGACGAAAGAGAAAAAGCCCGGCCCAGACCGUCCCGCCAAGUGGGAUGUGGCAGACUUUGGGCAAUGA